Molecule: messenger RNA, 1115 nt
Organism: Rhagoletis zephyria (snowberry fruit fly)
Lineage: Eukaryota; Metazoa; Arthropoda; Insecta; Diptera; Tephritidae
Source: RefSeq, a predicted model, not a curated record
AUGCCACCCGAAGAGAGAAGACUGAAAGAGCCUGAAAGCUACUUUGACAAGAACAAAAAUGAAAGAGAAGGUGAUGGCGAUGUGGACAACUCCCGACUUACCUCUUGCGGCAUUGGCGCCUGGCGCCCGGCCUGGCUCCAGAAGUUCGCCAGUCCUGUCUACUUCAUGUGGGUCAUGGGCAUGGUGGGCAUUAUUCAGGGAAUGACCGGGCCGGUUUUCUACGGCUGCAGCUCGACGCUGGAGAAGCGCUUCGGCUACGACUCAAAGCUGACCGGCCUAAUUAUGAUCAUGGACAACUUUGCGGAGAUUGCGUUGAAUCCUUUCGUUGGCUACCUGGCGAUUCGCUUCAACCGAGCUCGGCUGAUCGCCUUUGGUGAGGUGAUUCUCGCCUGCUCCUGUUUCAUGACCGCCGCGCCCUACUUCAUCUACGGACCGGCGACCCAUCUGCUCAGCUCUUCAGAGCAGCAGUCCCUGUCAAGCCAGCUGAGGAACUCCAGCUCGGCCCACCUUUCGAUGUGCUCCCCGGACGCGGAGCCGGAAGAGUGUAAGGGCUCGGGAGGCACUUUUGCCGGGAGUUUAGGUGCUGAAGCCAGCUCAACAAGUGCCACCAUAUGGCCCGCGGUCGGCUUUCUUCUCUUUGGAAGUUUUAUGCGAGGCCUAGGCUACACUUGCUACAUUGUCAUUGGUCUGCCCUAUCUGGAUGAUAACUCAAAAAAGAAGAACACUCCAAUGUACAUUAGCAUCAUGAGCUCGCUUCGGUUGAUCGGCCCGGCCAGCGGCUUUAUGUUGGCCUCUUUUUCGCUCCGCUUCUACGAGAAUCCGUUUAUUGAUCCGGGCAUCCCACGAACUGACCCCCGUUUCAUUGGCGCCUGGUGGAUUAGCUUUAUUGUGGUUGGAGCGCUGCUCCUCGUGGCCACUCUGCCGAUGUUCCUCUUUCCGGCGCAGUUUAAAACUGCUUCAGUUCAGGCCAAAGAGGUGCAGCGGAAAAUCAAAGAAGGAGGAGGAAGCCUGGGCGCCUUCAAGCGCAUCGUCACCAAUCCGCUGGUGAUGUGCUGUCUCUUCGCCAACUCCUUCCGCCUCUUCGGCAUCUUUGGCUACAUUGUCUACAAGUCGAA